Triticum turgidum subsp. durum (durum wheat) is the source of this 1194-nucleotide messenger RNA. NCBI's taxonomy places the organism in Eukaryota, Viridiplantae, Streptophyta, Magnoliopsida, Poales, Poaceae. The record is from the annotation of a GenBank genome assembly.
AUGAUGAAGAUGUUCUUCCAAGAGGACGCGCCGCAGCCAGACGAGCAGCUACGCAUUGAGGGGAUCUCAAGCCCCAUAGCUGCUCACAUACUUGAUUUCUGUGAUGACGGCCUGGGUGAUAACCUCCUUGCUGCAGUGACCUCUACCUCCGGCCCGUUUGCUGCCUCCUCUGAGGAUGUUUCAUCCUCCUCCACUGCCACCCCUCCUCUCUGCAGCUACAGCGAUGACAUCCCAGAAAUGCCCUUCUCCCCGUUACCCUGCUUUGACUCUACUCUCUCAGCCCUACUCGAGGAAGAGCAAAACGCGUGCCCUGAAACCGAGCUCAUUCCCCCGAUCAACGAGACACUUGCAGCACCAGGAUACUAUCAAGCUGCGGCCGGAGAGGCCAGCAUAGAGCAAUUCGGCCAAUCACGGCUUCCCCAGAGUUCUGAUCCCUUGCUGGCAAUGCAAAUGAGCAGCACUGCACCUAUCUCUAUGCCUCUUGCUCCAGGGUGUGAUGAAGAGUGCCUCACGGCGGCACUAGCCAGAGGGUACAUGAGCCUGGAUGGUGCCCUGUAUCCGCAAACAGGAGCAAUGAUCCCGAGUUACAACACAGAGGCAUCAAAAGUAGGAUUCUUCAAUGGUAAUAGUGCUAAUAGCAAUGGUAUGGUGGUGUUAGAUAUGAGUGACAUCGGUGAGUAUCAGAGGAUGAUGGAAGGUGAAGGACUGACCAGAACAUAUAGCGACACAGAUUCCAUGAAGGGGGCUUACAGCAACACUGCAGAGAUGCAGAAUGGGGGGAACAACCAAGACCUGAUAAAUGGAUGCAACGGAAGCCCACCAACAUUACCUCCAACAGAAACCUCAGGCUUAGAAGAUUCCACCUUCAAAGUUGUGCGUCUUUCAGCUGAACAGAGGAAGGAAAAGAUCCACAGGUACAUAAAGAAAAGGAAUGAGAGGAACUUCAGCAAGAAAAUAAAGUAUGCUUGCAGAAAAACUUUAGCAGAUAGCAGGCCCCGGGUCCGUGGAAGGUUUGCAAAGAACGAUGAACUUUGUGAAGCAACAAGAUCAAGCUCCCAAAAUCAUGAACAGUACGGACAGAUUGCGGGUGCAGAUGGAGAAAACAUGCUUGACUCGUCCGAUAUUCUGGCACAUUUGAGUGGGAUAAACAACUACAGCUAUAAGUAUAAUUGUACCAUUGAAUCAUGGAUAUGA